Messenger RNA from Ostreococcus tauri, 1317 nucleotides. RefSeq names its product Pyridoxal phosphate-dependent transferase, major region, subdomain 2. Gene Ontology annotation, biological process: biosynthetic process. Lineage: Eukaryota; Viridiplantae; Chlorophyta; Mamiellophyceae; Mamiellales; Bathycoccaceae. Gene Ontology annotation, molecular function: pyridoxal phosphate binding. The transcript has a single exon. The coding region runs from base 1 to 1317 and encodes 438 amino acids. The record is from RefSeq and is a predicted model, not a curated record.
AUGCGAUCGUCGGCGUCCACCGCGCGCGCGGGGUCGAUUGGACGGCGCACCGCGCGCGCGCGCGGUGGAGGACGAUCGGCGCGCGCGCGGGCGAGCCCGGGGACGUCCAAGCGCGUGCGAGAGCUGCGAGACGAGGGCGCGUACGCGGUGGGCGACGCCGCGCGGGCGCUGGAACGCCGCGGACGGCGCGUGGUGCGGUUGGAGAUCGGCCAGCCGCAGUUUGAGACGCCGGAGAACGUGUGCGAGGCGGGGGUGGGGGCGAUCGAGCGCGGGGAGACGCGGUACAGCGCCCCGGCGGGGACGGCGGCGCUGCGCGAGGCCGUUCGCGGAUACGUCGCGCGGACGCGAGGGGUGACGUACGACGUCGACGAGGUGAUCGUCGGUCCGGGGGCGAAACCGGGGUUGUUCUUGCCCGCGCUCGCGAUCGUGGACGAGGGCGAUGAGGUGGUGUACCCCGAUCCGGGGUUUCCGACGUACGCGGCGAUGGUUUCGACGGCGGGCGGGACGCGGGUCCCGGUCGCGCUCACGAACGAUGGCUCGAGCUUCGACAUGGACGCGCUCGAGCGAGCGGUGAACGAGAAGACGAAGAUGAUCGUGAUUAAUUCGCCGGGGAAUCCCACGGGUGGGGUGAUGCCGCGGGCGGACGUCGAGCGCGUCGCGGCGCUCGCGAAAAAGUUCAACUGCUGGGUGCUGAGCGAUGAAAUUUAUUCCAGGCUUCGAUACGAUGACGAUGGAAACGGAGCUAGCGAGAGUGAUGAUGGACUAGAGGACAUAUUCUCCAUCGCGGCCCUGGAUGGGAUGAAGGAGCGCACGAUUUUGGUCGACGGGUUCUCGAAGACGUAUUGCAUGACGGGAUGGCGCCUCGGAUGGAUGUGCUGCCCGAAAGCCCUCGCCGAGAGAAUCCGACUCCUCACCGUGCACUCGGUCGGAUGUGUCGCACCGUUCACCCAAGCCGCAGGCGUUGAGGCGCUGACGGGACCUCAAGAUUCUGUUCGCGCCAUGCGAGAGGAGUACCGCGCUCGAAGAGACUACCUCGUUGACGCCCUGAACGCGAUCCCUGGGAUUCGAUGUCCGAAACCCCAAGGCGCCUUCUACGUCUUUCCUGAGUUCACAUACGAUUGCACCGCCAAGGAGCUCGCCGAUUACCUCCUCGAGGACGCCGGCGUCGCCCUCUUACCCGGAACGGAUUUCGGAGUCCGAGGCGAGAAGCACUUACGUCUCUCCUACGUCGGUUCCAUGGACGACCUCCGCGAGGCCGUGGCGUUGAUGACCACCUCCUUACGUCGUAAAUUCCCCGCGAGCUUCGAUUCGAUGUGA